Molecule: messenger RNA, 2050 nt
Organism: Paramormyrops kingsleyae
Lineage: Eukaryota; Metazoa; Chordata; Actinopteri; Osteoglossiformes; Mormyridae
Source: RefSeq, a predicted model, not a curated record
UUCAUGGAUAAGGAAGCCUAACAAGGUAACCAAGAGCAGUUGAAAAUGGGGGGGAUCUACCUGUUUGGUCGAGCCCCUGGAAUGUGACCGCACGGGACAGAGAGGCCACGCUGGCACUUAUAGAGCAUUAUGGGUCAGCGGACAUCCAGGGUUUGCUAAACAAUAGGAGCACCAAAACCAAACAGGUGUUUGAGAUCAUAGCAGGCCAGAUGGCGGUGCAAGGCUUUCUCAUCAGUGGGGAUGCCUGGAAAGCAGGCGAGCGCUGCUUCCAGAAGUGGCGCAACAUGGAGCGGACAUACAAGGACUAUGUCCUGGCCCGGCGCAAAACUGACACUGGCCGGCGGAAGCAGCCCGAGUUUUUUGAGCAGUUCCACGCCCUCAUGAGCCAGCGGCUGAGCUCGAAGCUCGCAACAGUGGCGGCCAGCUCACUCCCUCGGGGAGCCGCAUCCCAAUCCAGCAUAACUGAUGGAUCUCCUACCCCCACCACCCCCCUGUAUACCAUAGUGGUCCCGGCCAGUAACUCCAUCACAGUCGGCAUCCCUUCCAACGCAGGCUCCGAAGCAGAGAACUAUGUGCAGGCAGGUACAACAGAGACUCAUUUGGGUAGGAAAUGGACAAAGGACAGGGUCCCACAGACCAAACUCCUCCAGUCACAUGGGCAGAAGGACAGUGAGGCAGAGCGGCGUGUCCAAAAGACAAAGAGGAGAUCUUUGUUGGGUGAAAGCAAAGCUAUUGAAAAUGGCAUGGUUCUACCCGUGUGGUCAGACCGUAAGGUCAGCAACCAGGACAUGGAGGCCACUGAAGCUCUGGUGCAGCUUUAUGGGUCUCCGGAGAUCCAGGGCUUGAUUAAGGAGAACAAAACGAGGACCAAGAAGAUUUUUGAGAUCAUCGCCAGUCACAUGGAGGAACAGGGCUUUACCAUUGGCGAUGGGCCCAAAAGAGCUGGGGAGAGAUGCUUCCAGAAGUGGAGAAACCUGCUGCGGGCGUACAAGGAAUAUGUUUCUCAUCCCAUGAAGCCUGACACCGCCAAGAGGAAGCCGCCCCCUUGCUUUGAACAGCUCCACAGCCUUGUAGGCCACAGGCUGGGUCUUCAGUUACCAGCCGCCAAUGACUUCCCCACCCCUGACGGGGGAGAUGAUGCAGAGGUGGAAGGUGCCUGCCAGCCCAUGCUCAACAUAGUGGAGAUCCCCGACAGCCCCCCGAACAGGGUUAGCCUCCCAUCUGCCACCUCCUCCCACACUGGGGAAGGUUUUGCCAGAGGUCAAAAGCGGAGGAGGCUCAGCGAUGUAGCCAGGCUGCUUCAGGAGUACAGGGAGGAUGCUAGGAGGAGGGAGCGCGAGAGAGAAAAGAAGACAGAGGAGAACUUUCAACAGCUCCUCAGCAUCUUGCACCAACAGCAUACCGAGAGGAUGACCAUGAUGAGGGACCUGAUUAAUGCUGUCAAGAAGACAUAAAUCCCACCUGCUUAUGGGUUUACGCUCCCAUUUUAUACAGAUUGUUUUUUUGUUUUUUUUUUAUUCUUCAUAAAUAAACUACUUGGUUGUGCGUCAUAUAUGCCAGGGCACCAUAAUGAUAGAGAGCUCAGCCUCCUCGGUCACACAGCCCAUCUGACUAUCUGUGAGGCUGUGAGUCACCAGGAACUGCCCAGUGAAAAGCAGCUCACAUUACAGGAUUCCUUCAUGCCAGUGCAGUCAGCUUGCAGAUUUGCACAUUACCCAAAAUUGUUCCUGGGAGAUGUCUGUGCUGAGGACUGAGUGGGAUUGGCAUCUCCACAGGCUAAACUGCCAUGAGCUAGAGUGGAAUGCUGUUUGUUCUUGGAAUCAUUGUCAUGGAGUUUUUAAUGAUGUUGUUCAGGAAGGACUGUGUCUUACUUGUGCACUUAGAGCCUGUGGUAUCAUGUCCUUGUUUAUUUUGGGGCAUUUGUAGGAUGCUUAUAGCUUAGUGUUAUGUGAAGAAGACUCCUUGUAUUUGUUAGAGAGAGCUAGAUUCCACCAAUUCUGUACGAGUAGUAUAUCUGCAUGAAUAAACCUGUAGAUUUGUGUUACAGCCA